GUGAUGAAUCCGGAUGUGAUAAAGCGAGCAGAUCCAACGGAUGAUUACGAACUGCUGCAGAGGGUGGGGUCGGGAACUUACGGCGAGGUGUACAAGGCGAAGCACAUCCGAAGCGGUGAGUUGUCAGCCGUGAAAGUGGUGAAAUUGGAGGCAGGUGAUAACUUUACGGUGAUUCAACAAGAGAUAAUGAUGAUGCGCGAAUGCAGACAUCCGAACAUAAUCGCAUAUCACGGCAGUUACUUGAGAAGAGACAGGUUGUGGAUUGUGAUGGAGUACUGCAGUGGAGGGUCUUUACAAGAUAUUUAUCACAUGACUGGACCGUUGUCAGAGCUGCAAAUAGCAUUUGUUUGUCGAGAAACAUUAAAAGGAUUACAGUAUUUGCAUUCGAAAGGAAUGGUGCAUAGAGAUGUGAAAGGGGCUAAUAUUUUGUUGACGUAUCUGGGGGAUGUGAAAUUGGCUGAUUUUGGUAUUGCGGCACAAAUAACAGCAACGAUCGGGAAACGAAAAUCGUUCAUUGGAACGCCAUACUGGAUGGCGCCCGAGGUGGCGUGUGUGGACCGAAGGGGUGGUUACGGGGUGCAGUGUGAUGUGUGGGCAGUGGGUAUCACGGCUAUCGAAUUGGCCGAAUUGCAACCUCCGUUAUUCGAAUUACACCCGAUGCAAGUGCUGUAUCAAAUGACGAAAUCGUCUUAUAAAUCGCCACAGCUGAAAGAUAAAUUCAAAUGGUCUCCGUUCUUCCACGAUUUCGUCAAGCAAUGUUUAACAAAAAACCCAAAGAAACGACCAACUCCAGAGAAAUUAUUGAAUUCACAUCACUUCGUACUCGGUGCUCUUUCAUCACGCAUGACCCGUGAUUUGCUGGAUAAAGUUAAUAAUCCUGGCGGAGGAUCAUCCGCAUCACUCUUAUCGCAGUUAUCGCUACACGAUUUGGAUGAUAACGAUGAUAACGACACACAGACGGCGUUUGGACCGUCACGAAUUGAGAGUCGUUUUCACGCGGAUCCAAAAGUGACGCACGACGCAAUUCGAGUAAGUGAUGAAGCGAUGGCUCGGAUUUGGAGUGAUCCGCCAGCCGAGUCAGCGUCUGCGAGAAUGCGGAGGUUAUAUCACGAGGACAGAACCUUACCGGCCAAACAGCAACCACCCUUACCUGAUGUCGUGCAAGCUAUGUCUUUGUUAGACGAUCGCGAUGGGGUUAUUAACGUCGAUGAUAAUGAUGUGAACGCAAAUACUGAUCAAACAUUAAGAGCGUUCAGCCACUGCGGCGCUGAUGGUUCAUCAGGAUCAGACUAUUCCAUCCCACAACGUCCACCACGACGAAAACGGUCUCCACUCAGAAGGUCGUCGUCUGCAGACACUUCGUUUGGUACAUCCACUUUAUCGUCGUCAACUUCAGGUGUCAAGCACCGGGCGAAUGGCCUCGCCAACUCAGCCCUACCUCGACCAGCCACCUGUUUUGGGUUACCACCGACCCCAAAGGUGGCGAUGGGUGCGUGCUUUUCGUUGAUCUUCCAUGACUGCCCAUUGCAUAUCAACUGCACGGCAUCGUGGAUGCACCCGACCACCUUACGACACCUGCUGAUGAUCGGCUCCGAAGAGGGUAUCUUCGCGUUAGAUUUGAGUGAGUUGCACGACGCAGCCAUGUGUCUCAUCCAUAAACGUCGAUGCGCAUGGCUGCACGUCCACAAAAACGUUUUGAUGGCUAUUCAGGGUAAAACACCGUAUUUGUAUCGACACGAUUUGGUUGCGUUAACACAACGCAAUUUCACACAACGAAUCGCCAAACCAAUGAAUAAAAUACCCGAAAAAUACAUCCCGAAGAAACUGGCUAUUACUGUACGAAUUCCUGAGACAAAAGAUGUUAUGCAGUGCAAUGUGGCACGGAACGGUGUGAAUGGAGAUAUAUAUUUGUGCUGUGCGACGCCGUCGCAAGUGAUUCUCUUUCAGUGGUAUCAGCCACUCUCAAAAUUCUUGAUCUUGAAAAAUGUCUAUUAUCGUGUUCCAUAUUUUCCAAUUUUUCCAUUCCAGUUGAUUUAUUCUGUGGGAACUGAUGCCGAUUUUCCGAAGGUGUGUUUAGCAGUGUACAAAGGAACAGCACACAAAUAUUAUUUACAUUUGAUAAAUUUCAACGAUGAAACGAUACAGUGUGAAUUGGAUGAACAGCAGAGGGCUGAUGCACUGCGGCUGGAUGUGGUUGCGUUGAAGCAGAUUGAUAGGGAUGCGUUGGUGUUGUGUUACGAUAACGAGUGUGUGGUGGUGAAUCAACAUGGCAUCGUGAAGUCAUCACGUGUCACUUCAGCACAUUUCAGAUUUAAUUUCAGAAUUGAAUAUCUGGUCACUCUUUCAGAUUCGAUUCUGGCAUUUCAUUCGCAUGGUGUGCAGGGUCGUGCGUAUGUGCAUGAUACGAUAACACAAGAUCUGAAUGAUUCAAAUAACAUUUACCAAGUGGUUGGGAGUGAUAAAUUGGUUGUAUUGAAACGACGCCUCACGAGUGCGGUGAGUGAAUGCUGUGAUUUGUGUAUUCUGACGGGACAUGAGAGUACUUUAGCUGGUUAG
Messenger RNA from Anisakis simplex (herring worm), 2556 nucleotides. Lineage: Eukaryota; Metazoa; Nematoda; Chromadorea; Rhabditida; Anisakidae. The record is from the annotation of a GenBank genome assembly.